Molecule: messenger RNA, 2272 nt
Organism: Carica papaya (papaya)
Lineage: Eukaryota; Viridiplantae; Streptophyta; Magnoliopsida; Brassicales; Caricaceae
Product: lectin-domain containing receptor kinase VI.3-like
Biological process (GO): protein phosphorylation
Molecular function (GO): protein kinase activity; carbohydrate binding; ATP binding
Source: RefSeq, a predicted model, not a curated record
CUUUGACCAUUCCAAGCUUCAUUCUUUGGCCUUCUCUGCUUCCGACCCCUUUUUUUCUCUGCUUCAACCAAUAAAUUUUCGUUUACUUCUUGUACCAGAAACCUUUCAAUUAAUCUCAACAUUCUUCUUUCAUGGAUUUAACAAAUUCUUUGGCUUCCUUCAUCAUCAUCAUCAUCGCCACCGUCUUCUUUUUCUCUGGGGUCGUUCAAGGUCAAAACACUAGUUUCAUCUUCAGUGGCUUUAAUGGAAGUGAAGCUAAUAUCACCAUGGAUGGAGCUGCUACUAUCAUCGCCGGCGGUGCACUUAGACUCACUGGAAAAUCACAUCAUGCUAUAGGACAUGCAUUCUAUCGAGAACCAAUACGAAUGUUUGAUGAAUCAUCAUCUUCCUCAAAUGAAGAUGUGUAUUCUUUCAGCACAAAUUUUGUGUUUGUUAUAAAGUCUCCGAGCUCAGGCAGAGGUGGAUAUGGAUUUGCCUUCACGUUAGCUCCGAAAACACAGUUUUCCGACGCAGAGGCAGGACAUUUCCUCGGACUUUUCAACCGAGACAACGACAACAAAACCUCGAAUCAUGUUUUUGCUGUUGAGUUCGACACAGUUAAUGGAUUCAAUGAGACCACGGACAGCCAAGGAAACCACGUCGGGUUAAACGUUAAUAGUGUAGACUCGAUUGAGCAAGAACCAGCAGGUUAUGACACGCCGGUUCGAAACGAAGAUCUGGACUUGGAAAUCGGGGAACCAAUCCAUGCUUGGAUUGAAUACGAUGGAGUCAACAAAGUGGUCAACGUAACAAUCUGGCCUGCCAAUAAAGAGAGACCAAUCAGACCUCUCAUCUCUAAAUCCUUAGACCUCGUUGACAUUGUUAAAGAAUUUAUGUACGUUGGGUUUUCUGCGUCAACGGGGAAGGAAUCAAGCUCCCAUUACUUGUUGGGAUGGAGCUUUUCGACGAACAAAAUGGCUAAUUUUCUUCAUCUCUCUACGCUUCCUUCAGCUCCAAAUGAGAAAGAAAAAUCAUCCAAAAAAACCCAAGUCGCCGCUUUGAUUGGUGCUUUAUCUGCUGUUAGUGUUAUUCUAAUGGUGGUAUUAGCAUGUUUGGUAUUGCACAGACGGAGGAUGCAGGCAGAGAAUCUUGAAGAUUGGGAACUGGAUUGUCCUCACAGGUUUCGCUACAAGGAUCUGGAUAAAGCUACAAAGGGGUUUAAAGAGAGUGAGAUGAUUGGAGUUGGCGGAUUCGGUACAGUCUACAAAGGUGUAUUGCCCACUUCUGGGAUUCAAAUAGCCGUGAAGAAAAUCAGCCGAAACUCAAUCCAAGGACUCAGAGAAUUUGCAGCAGAGAUUGAAAGCUUGGGAAGAUUACGUCACAAGAACUUGGUUAAUCUCCAAGGAUGGUGUAAGCACAAGAACGAUCUUCUUCUUAUCUAUGAUUAUGUCCCUAAUGGAAGCCUUGAUUCUCUUCUGUUCAGACCCAAGAAAGGAUGUGUCUUGAAAUGGGAUGAGAGAGUUAGCAUCGCUAAAGGUGUUGCAGAAGGGCUUUUAUACCUUCAUGAAGAAUGGGAACAAGUUGUUAUUCACAGAGACGUGAAAUCCAGCAAUGUGUUAAUAGAUGGUGAGAUGAAUGCAAGACUUGGAGACUUUGGUCUCGCCCGGUUAUACGAUCACGGCACGUCGUCACACACAACCAAUAUCGUCGGCACUGUUGGGUACAUCGCGCCUGAACUUGCUCGCAAUGGUAAAGCUUCUGCUAGCUCAGAUGUGUUCGCUUAUGGAGUUUUGUUGCUAGAAAUAGUCAGUGGAAGGAAACCUACAGCAAAGAACAAUUUCUUCUUGGUUGACUGGGUGGCUGAAUGUUUCCAAAUGGGUAAAAUUUUGGAGGCAGUAGAUCCGAAUCUGAAUUCAGAUUAUGUAGUUGAAGAAGUGAAGUUGAUGAUGGGUUUGGGACUUUUGUGUUGCCAUCGGAAAGAUGAAUGUAGACCUAGUAUGAGACAAGUACUGCGAUAUCUCAAUGGAGAUGAUGAACUUCCAUUGAUGGAUUUUCGUUGUUAUCUGGAUUCUGAUGAAGAAGAAAGGAGUUCAAGAGUAUUUUUACAAGUUGUAUCUUAUGAUACUGUUACAAGAUCAAUUCGUUCGUCCUCCACUGGUGGUAUAUCUUUUAGUUCUGUAGACACUGGAAGAUGCUAGCUAGCAUCUACCCACUUGUAAUAUUCUUUUUGUUUCUUCUCUGUUAAUGUUCUUGCACUCACAUGGGUAAUUAAUAUUCUUUACUUUAAUAUUUC